UAUGAAUUAUACAUGAUUUUUUUAAAUGUUCGAUUUCAUUGACAAUAUUCGAUAUGUUCUUUUAGAAGAGUUUAUAAAUAUUCUAGAUUUUUUUACGAUUGUAAGUUUAAGCCUCUAUGAUAAAAUAACUGAUAACUUAACAAUUAUUCUUCGCAAGAAAUUUGGAAGAGCACCACGCAAUGAUAAAUUUUUAGUAUGAAUGAGUCUCUUAUCGUAAAUCUGUGAGUAUAUAAAGUGUUUUUACGAUAAAAUUUAUUGUGAAGUAAUAUGGAAGAAGAAAAUGUACCUAGCGAAGAACAGCCAAAAGGCGAAGAAGUUGAAGAAGGCGACAAUAAUGUCGAAGGUCAGGCUGAUACUGAAACUAGGACCGAUGAACAAACAGAGGAUCAGGAAGGACUGGAGGGAGAGGUUACAGAGAGAACUGAAGGUGAAACGGUGGUUGGCGAACAUGAUGAGCAAGAUGAAUUACUUGGGGAACAUAAAGAGCUUGUUGUGGGUGAAGGGGAGGAAAUGAUGGGCGAAGAAUUGGAAGGAGAGCAUGUAGAAGGGGAAGAAACUGAGAAAAAAGAACCACCUCCACCUGUCGAAGAGGCAGUGGAAGAAGAAGAAGAGGGAUACGUUGAAGAGCCACCUCCAGACCCCACUGCGCCUUACGAUUUAACUGACUCCAAGGAAGCUCUAAAACCACCUUUUGAAUUGAGACCCGAGCAGUUGGCCGAAAUCGAGCAACUUUGGGACUUUUAUCAAAACUGUACACCUGCUUAUGCCGACCUUGACGGAUACAUAACUGAGAAAGAAUUAGUUUAUAUGCUAAAAUGUCUGAUGCUGAUGACUGUUACGCCGGAGCAAUUACAAGAGUUGAUAGCAUAUUGUGUAAGACCACCCCAUCCUCAAGGUCAUAUAAUAUUUGAGCAGUUUUUGAAGAUGGUAACUAUACGGCAAAGAGACUUCCCAGUUGAAGAAGAAUUACGGACGGCAUUGCAAGUUAUGGAUCCAGGCAGAACCGGAACUAUUGAUAGGGAAUUUUUAAAAGAGACUCUUUCUAAGCUUGGUUACAAAAUGCCUCAGAAACAAUUGGAUAAUUUAAUUAAAGAAGUAGACAUGAGCAAUGAUGGAACAAUAGGAAUUGAAGAUGUUGUUGGCACUAUGUGCAUAGAUCUGAAUAAAGAGGAUUUGUUAAUGCUUAUGGCAUCAUUACAACCACCAGAAGAUCAAGCGCCUGCUGAGGAACCAUAGCAAAUUUAUCAGUAUGCAUAUGCACUUUAUAUUAAAAGUUGAUGUGUGUAGCCAGGCCUUCUUUGUCACUACUUUUUUAGAGAACAGUAAUUCUGGAAAGUUGUAAAUUUAUAUUUUUUUGCAGGAUACUAUUUGAAUAUAUUCAUGUAUUAAAAGAAAAGAAAAAGUUUUGUACCAACUUCGAAUUUUUAUCAACAUCUUUCGUAUUUUAAAGUUUUUGAUUUAUAGACACUUUCGAAAUUGGCUUUGUGUAACCUUUUUGAAAAAAAGUACCGUGUGGCAACAAUUAGAUUUUAUUUAGAGACGUUGCAUAUAAAAUAUAAGAUUUGUUAUCAAUUUCUCAAGUUAAUCGUGGCACAGUUGAAGCGAUGCCUGCCUCUAAAUUCUACAACAAAGUUAGCGUGUCAUAUUAAUAGUUAUUCCAAUUAGAUAUUGUCAAUCUGAAUGUGACAGCAGAUCGGAACACAUUGGGUGCUGCUGGCCUGACACUAGCAAGUAGCAGCACAGAAAUGAGCCCGCUGCUCUAGGACACUUGGAGGAAAAUAAUCAAAUUAAUUUUACCGAACUUUCUUAUCCGAUCGGA
Molecule: messenger RNA, 1819 nt
Organism: Pieris napi
Lineage: Eukaryota; Metazoa; Arthropoda; Insecta; Lepidoptera; Pieridae
Exons: 1
Coding region: 268-1236 (322 amino acids)
Cellular component (GO): cytoplasm
Molecular function (GO): calcium ion binding
Source: RefSeq, a predicted model, not a curated record